Molecule: messenger RNA, 3927 nt
Organism: Rhopalosiphum maidis (corn leaf aphid)
Lineage: Eukaryota; Metazoa; Arthropoda; Insecta; Hemiptera; Aphididae
Product: neurogenic locus Notch protein-like
Exons: 23
Coding region: 201-3914 (1237 amino acids)
Biological process (GO): heterophilic cell-cell adhesion; establishment or maintenance of epithelial cell apical/basal polarity
Cellular component (GO): protein-containing complex; plasma membrane
Molecular function (GO): calcium ion binding
Source: RefSeq, a predicted model, not a curated record
UUAACCGACAUAUCUACGUUUCAUGCGCGUAUUCUUUUCAUUAAAAGAAUAUUUUUCGCUUGUGCCGGGAAACUUCCACUAUUGCUGUACAUCUGAAUGCCGUAGCACACACUCCCGCAACACGUACAACAACAAUUAAUACGACGUCGUGUACGAUCAAACUAUAUUACCUACAUCCAUGUAAACACUGAAGAAAUAUAAUGCGGUCCAUUAUUUUAAUCGUAAAUGUAUUUGUUCAUUUGAUAUGUACAAAUACUCAGAUGCCUGGAGGCACUUAUAGAGAAGGAUAUUUCAAUAGUUCAUCGUGGUUAAAUUUAUUUCCUUCCAUUUCAUUGUACAAACAUAUAGGAUUCAGCUUUAGGACAUGUUCUGGAGGACAAAUAUUUUCUCAAACACAAGAUUUGCCAUAUACUCGAAUCUCAGUAGAUGUUCUUCGUGAUAGCUUAUUAUUUACAACAUUUUUCCAAAACAAACAUUUUGAAUCAAAAAUCCAGGGGGAUUUUUUUGAUAAUUCUUGGCAUAAUGUUAAUAUGAUUUAUAAGCUUGGAGAAUUAACAAUAUCUGUUGAUGGCUCACAACAAGUUAUAGCAAACUCAACAUUUAAUUCAGAAAUUUUAAAUUCUGAAAUUACAACUGAUCAAUCUAUAUUAAGAGUAGGAGAUGGUUUUGAAGGUUGUUUGUUAGAAGGCCCAAAUUUUAUUUUUAAUUCAUCUUUAAAUCAAGCUUAUAAAGUUGUUUGGGGACAUUGUCCUUUAAACAGUCAGUCAUGUAUGGGUAUUGACUAUUGUUCUCAUGCUCCUUGUAUGAUGCGUGGAGUAUGUGUUCCUAGGCAAAAUAAAUACCAUUGUAUCUGUCAACCUAGGUACUCUGGAAAUAAUUGUGAAAUUGAUAAUGGAUCCCCUUGUGCAAAACAUAACAAUCGUUGUAUGUAUGGUUUGUGUGAAGAAAUAAAAUAUGGUGAAGAUUUUAUAUGCUAUUGUGACCAAGGAUUUACUGGUAAAUUUUGUGAAAUUGAAUUAUCUGCACAUGUUUGUGAUAACAAUCCGUGUAGAAAUAAUGGCACAUGUAAAUUAACAUCAGGAGGUAAAAGUUAUGAAUGCAGUUGUGCACCAGGAUUUAAAGGAGAUAACUGUGAAAUAAAUAUUAAUGAAUGCUUGUCAAGUCCUUGUCAACACGGAGGUGUGUGUGUUGAUGGUGUUAAUAAUUAUACAUGUGCAUGUAAUAAAACUGGAUAUAAAGGAAUAAAUUGUGAAACAAAUAUUAAUGAGUGUGAAAUAAAUCCAUGUUUCAAUCAGGGUGUAUGUUUUGAUAACUAUGGAAGUUAUACUUGCCAGUGUCAAUUGGGAUUUGGAGGAAUCAAUUGUGAAAUAGAUUUAAAUGAAUGUAUAUCAAAUCCUUGUCAAAAUGGUGGUCAGUGUAGAGAUCAAGUUGGAACAUAUACAUGUCGAUGUGCUCUAGGUUUUGUAGGUAGAAAUUGUGAAAUUGAUGUGGAUGAUUGUGAAACUGCUGUAUGUCCAACAAACUCAAUUUGUGUUGAUGGUAUAGCGUCACACUCGUGUCAUUGUAAAUCAGGAUAUACUGGUGUUCCUCCUAAUUGUACUGAAAUAACAGUUUGUAGUAGCCAUCCUUGUAAAAAUGGAGGUUCAUGUGGUUUAUUGUCAAAUGGCCAGUUUAAUUGUUCAUGUACAUCAGGAUUUACAGGCACUUUUUGUGAGCAUGGUAAUAUAAUGACUCGUUCGCAUGCUGAUGAUGUUUGUGUUUUCAUGCCUUGUCUGAAUUCUGGCACAUGUAUAUCCCAAGGAUCUAAUUAUGAAUGUAAAUGCCCUGCUGGCUUUACUGGUCAAAAUUGUGAAAUGACUAUGAAAUGUAAUGCUGAUCCCUGUCAGCAUUUUGUGUCUUGUCAUGAUAAUAUUGGUGGGUACUAUUGUGAAUGUGAACCUGGUUGGUCUGGGCAACAAUGUAAUCAACGUGAUCCUGGUAAUGCUUGCAAUCAAAACACUUGUGCUCAUGGUGGCACUUGUAUUCUAUUAGCAGGACAAGCUGAUAGUUUCCAUUGUGAAUGUCCCCCAGGGUUUACUGGACAGACAUGUCAAAUAGAUAUUGAUGAAUGUAUGUCCAAACCAUGUUUAAACGGUGGAAUAUGUCAUGAUCUUAUCAAUGGUUUUCAAUGUAAUUGUACCAAUAACUAUAUGGGUGCUUACUGUCAAUUACCAUUUGAUGCUUGUACUAAAAAUCCUAGCCCUUGUUUCAAUAAUGGUACUUGUUUACACAAAACUUCAUCACUUAAUGAUUAUUACUGCAAGUGUUCUCCAGGGUUUGAAGGUACAAAUUGUGAAGUAAAUAUCAAUGAAUGUCUAAUGGGAACUUGUCCAACUGGAAACGUUUGCAUUGAUGGUAUUAAUACUUAUGAGUGCAAAUGUCCUGAAGGAUAUACAGGAGAAAAUUGUUCAAAAUUAUUAAACGAUUGUCAACAUCGUGUUUGUAAAAACAAUUCUACUUGUAUAGAGAGCCCAGAUGGUUAUAUUUGUCGUUGCAUGCCUGGAUUUACAGGUAUUAAUUGUGAUCAAGAUAUAAACGAAUGCAAAGUUAACAAAGGAAUAUGCAACUAUGGAAUUUGUGUUAAUACUAAUGGGAGUUAUCAAUGUUUUUGCCGUCCAGGAUUUUCUGGUAACAACUGUGAUAUAGAUUUUGAUGAAUGUUUGUCACAACCUUGUUAUAAUGGUGCUACUUGUGAGAAUAAAAUUAAUGGUUUUAAUUGUAUUUGCCCUCUGGGAUAUACUGGUAAAGUUUGUAGUAUUGAUGUCGAUGAUUGUAACUCGAAUCCUUGUUUAAAUGGUGCUACUUGUAUUGAUAAUAUUGCAUCUUUUACAUGCUUGUGUCCAAUUGGCUUAACAGGAAAACUCUGCGAAACAAAUAUUGAUGACUGUGAAUCUUCCCCGUGUCAGAAUAUGGGGCUAUGUAUUGACAAACUUAACAGUUAUGAUUGUAAUUGUACAAAUACAGGAUUUGAAGGAAAUCACUGUGAGUUGAAUAUAAAUGAUUGUGUACAUAACCCAUGUGAGAAUAAUGGCACGUGUAUAGAUGAAAUAAAAGACUAUUCUUGCAAGUGUUAUGUUGGUUAUAUAGGAAAAAAUUGUGAAGUUGAUAUAAAUGAUUGUGAAAGUAAUCCUUGCCAAUUUGGGGGCACGUGUCUUGAACAUUCUAAUGUAUCUUUAUACAAUCAAAAAGAUAACAAUAACUUAUCAGCUAUAUUUCACCAAGAGUUCAAUUAUGCUACAGCUAAUGGAUUUGAAUGUUUAUGUUUACCUGGUACAACAGGCAUUAAGUGUGAAAUUGAUAUUAAUGAAUGUGAAAGCAACCUAUGCCAUUGGGGAGUUUGUGAAAAUAGAAUCGGUGGUUAUACAUGUUCAUGUGAAGAUGGUUAUGAAGGCGUAUAUUGUGAAAUUAAAAUUAAUGAGUGUGAAAGAUUCAAACCUUGUGAUCACGGAACUUGCAUGGAUCGUCGUGAUGGUUACUAUUGUGAUUGUAUACCGAAAUAUGGUGGUAAAAAUUGUUCUGUAGAGUUAUUUGGAUGUCAGGAUCCACAACCAUGUUUAAACAAUGGUACUUGCAGACCAUAUUUGUUUGAUGAGACCGAACAUCGCUAUAAUUGUACUUGUCCAUAUGGAUUUCAUGGACAUAUAUGUGAUAAGCUGUCUAUCACUCACAACUAUGCAGAUAUAGCUUUAAUUAUCGGCUCAAUAUUACCUAUUCUACUUAUUGGUGGUAUGGGCAGUUUGCUUGUACUAUUAAUAAUGGCACGAAAAAAAAGAGCUACACGAGGUGCUUAUAACCCAAGCUGUCUAGAGUAUUGCAAUUCUAGAGUUGAAUUAGAAAAUGUACUGAAACCACCACCGAAAGAACGACUUAUCUAAUUAUAUUUUUUUA